AAGUGUUUGUUUGUCCGAGAGAUUUUUUUGUGAAAUUUCCAUAGCGGGCAUUGCGAAGCCAACGAUAGCGCAAGUUCUAACAUAGAUGUCGUUCUUUUAGAAACAACCACCUCAGAAAAAAUGGCAACAUCCACCGCCCUUCUCAGCCCGGAAAAGCAGCAGCAGCUGCAGGGGUUUUACGUCGUGCUUGCGAUCGGGUUUGUGUGCUGGCUGUCAAAAACGUUGUACGAGCAGCCCCUGUUUCCGCUCCAGCUGGAAAGCGUACCAUGGCUCGGGUCGUGGCUGUUUACCACCAUUUGCGACUACUACGUGCUCGCCUUCUGUCUCUCCACCAUCAUCUACAGCAGCGAGAGCAGCACGAUAGUGGCCGUCGUCUGGAUUCUGUGCGUGAAUUUGCUCGGGAGCGCCUUUUUCGCUUUGUACUUGCUGUUCCGAGUGUAUGGAACUGUCAGGAUCGAAAUCAACAAAAUCAAAAUAAGUAAUUUGCGAUGCAUAAACUCGAUACCAGUUGGAGCCGCAGUUUCCAAUUGGAGCAUGACAAAUUUCGGGAGCAACAAAAUCCAGCCUGUCAUGCUGUUUGGGCAAGGAAGACUGCUCCUGUCAUGCUACUCUGGCAGCGCAUCGCCUUCCCCUAAACAGGCUUGCAAUCGGUCUCAUUUGCCUGCUCCCCAACACAGGCCAUACGUGUCCUACAUCUUACGCAUUACAAAUUUUUCGACUUUGCGAAUUUCGAUUCUGACACAUCCAUAGAGUGCGGAAAUACGGCAGCGUGGCGCUGGCGGACCCGAAUGCGGAUUUGGACGGGAGCGGAAGAAGUCCUCUGUAUUGAGUUUUUGUUUGAUAGAUUUUGAUGCCAAGUUGUUUGGAAGCAGUUUCUACUUCGUCACCUUUGUACUAGCUGCAAUGAGGUUGUUAUAACAACCACGUUGAUUGUUCUUGACGUCAAUGAUUUUUCGUAGUUGUGUGCUUGUAUUCUCUGUUCAAGCACAAUUCAUAGGGCGGAAUGACAACUAAAGAAGGUUGAAAGCGACCUGAGAAGAGAACGCAUAUUACAAUGAAAAAUGUCCCCACCCCGGAAUUUGCAAAAGUUUCUCAUGCAAGGUUUCCAAAUGAAAGCUCUUUGUCUUGCAUGAAAGGACUACGAGCCUUUCUGAUGCAGAAUCUAGGUGCGCAAGGUAUCCUUUGCAUAACAGAUCCGGCAACUUUUGGGCUCCUUUGCAACACAGAUUUGAGCCAUUCAGCGUGGCAAAUUUGGUAUGCUGAUAUAUGCAAGACGGGGAGGGUUUCUAUUGGAAAGGCUUGCAAUACAAAUGCUGCCAGGUUCAGGGGUGGGGGCAAUUUUCAUGGUAAUGACGCAGCGAAGAACUGUUCAACAUCUGUCUCCACUUCCGACCCUUUCUUUCUGCAGAUUCAUUUGAGCACAUCGUUUUUACCGGCAUGAUACCUAAUCGCGGUGCUCCGGCUGCGGUGUGCUGGGUGGAGCUCAUGAGCUAGGUCAACAGCUGCAGUGGGUUCAUCUGGUGAUGGUGUUAAUACUGUAGCACGUGGUGGCUCCUGGGUCGCAUCUCGGUGGAACAAACAUCUUCGUGAGGCAUAACAACAGGACAAGCGAACAUGAGCCGCAUUGCAGAUUCGAAACGGCUGCUGGACGACGAUUCUUUGGAUUACAAUACGAGACGACCUCGUGUGAAGCACGUCUCGUCCGGAAGAUCAAGAAUGCGUGGCCUGUGAAGAGAAUGGAAAGAACACCAAUUGUACCUGGAUCUAUUAGUACUUGUCACAGUUGUUGUGCUUGUGAAGAGGAUGACUGUUGCCCCCCACUGCAUCAUCUGCCGACAUAAGUAUAUCGCAUGAGAAUGAUCUCCACUGGCCGCACAGCCAGUGCUAGUACUCCGUUGUUCCGAC
This is a messenger RNA of Amoebophrya sp. A120, 1905 nucleotides long. Lineage: Eukaryota; Dinophyceae; Syndiniales; Amoebophryaceae. The record is from the annotation of a GenBank genome assembly.